Suillus paluster is the source of this 1628-nucleotide messenger RNA. RefSeq lists its product as uncharacterized. The coding region runs from base 1 to 1176 and encodes 391 amino acids. The record is from RefSeq and is a predicted model, not a curated record. Gene Ontology annotation, molecular function: 3-deoxy-7-phosphoheptulonate synthase activity. NCBI's taxonomy places the organism in Eukaryota, Fungi, Basidiomycota, Agaricomycetes, Boletales, Suillaceae. Gene Ontology annotation, cellular component: cytoplasm. The transcript is spliced from 7 exons. Gene Ontology annotation, biological process: aromatic amino acid biosynthetic process.
AUGGCCUACAACGUUACCCCCAUUCCCGACGUCGAUGACAACCAGAAGCUGCAGCAAUACAUCCAGGAUAGACGUGUCAUCGGAUAUGACCCCCUGGUCCAGCCUGCUUUGCUCAGGCAUGAAAUUCAGCCCAACGUAGCUUCACAGAUCACCAUCGCAGCUUCCCGUUACAAUUCUGCUCGCAUUCUAGCGGGUCAAGACGACCGUGUUCUCGUCAUUGUUGGCCCGUGCUCCAUUCACUCUGCAGAGCAGGCAAUUGAAUAUGCCAACCUGCUUAAAUCCAAAAUUCCUUCAUGGGAUAAUUUGCUCAUUGUGAUGCGCGCGUACUUGUGCAAACCUAGAACUACUGUCGGAUGGAAAGGUCUCAUCAAUGACCCCGACAUCGACGGUUCUUUCAAGAUUAACAAAGGUCUCCGAAUUGCUAGGCAGCUCCUCUGCGACCUUACACAACUCGGUGUCCCCGUUGGUUCUGAGCUUCUCGAUACCAUCUCCCCUCAGUACAUUGCUGACCUUAUCUCUUGGGGAGCGAUCGGAGCUCGAACAACGGAAUCCCAACUCCACCGUGAACUCGCUUCCGGUGUUUCUUUCCCUAUUGGGUUCAAGAAUGGCACUGAUGGAAGUGUCACGGUUGCUAUUGACGCGAUGCGAUCCGCGUCAAACCCCCAUGCUUUCAUGGGUGUGACCGAGCAAGGUCUCGCUGCUAUCGUAAAAACGCGGGGAAACCAGGAUGUACAUGUCAUCCUCCGUGGUGGUACCAAGGGUCCCAACUUCGCAUCUGAACACGUUAGGGCGGCUGCUAGAUCGGUUGAGAAGGCACGUCCAAUGAACCAUGCUAGCGUUAUGAUUGACUGCAGCCAUGGUAAUUCGCAGAAGAAUCACAACAAUCAACCCAAAGUGGUUGAUGAUAUCUGCUCCCAGCUCGCUGGUGGUGAUAGGAACAUCACCGGCGUCAUGAUUGAAUCGCACAUCAAUGGCGGCCGCCAAGAUGUUCCCGCCGAAGGGCCUUCUGGCCUGAAGCACGGUGUUUCCAUCACCGACGCAUGUGUAGAUUGGGAGUGCACUGUGGGCAUGUUGGACAGGCUUAACGCAGCCGUCAAGGCACGUCGCAAUUACCUCUUCGAGCAAGGCCUGCAACGGCCAGCUGCUUUCCAACGUGACGUUCCUCCCUCACCAUGAAGCCAAGUUCAUGCUUGUCAUUCUGUCGUAAUUUGUUACAUGUACAUGAUCCCCAUGUGUGUGUUGUAUUUCAGUCUGUUAUACUCCUCCAUUGUUCACAGUAUUAGAACAUUACUAGACGACGGACUCUUGUUGUAUUGUUGUAGCUGAUAUAGUAUGAUAUGGUGAUUGGUGACGGUAAUGUUGUAGUUUCAUCGCACGAAGUUUCGAUAACGAGAUCAAUGUGAUGGUCUGUCUCAAAUUCGGCAGGAAUGUGACGGUGGCCCUCAAGUAAUGAGGAGCCAACAGCUUCUCAAGUCGUCAAUAAGCGGCGAUGAUGAAAGUGUGGGUGGAGAAAAAAUAAUCAAUCUGGCAAUUGACGUACCUCUGCAAAUUUGGUAGAAUGUGAGUCCAAGACUCUAAGUAAUAGACCGCAAAUACCCGACGAUCAGACGACAAUGAUGGGAGUCACG